This is a messenger RNA of Cylicocyclus nassatus, 1425 nucleotides long. Lineage: Eukaryota; Metazoa; Nematoda; Chromadorea; Rhabditida; Strongylidae. The record is from the annotation of a GenBank genome assembly.
CGAUUAAUGUGCGGAUUGCAGUAGCACUCGUAGAAUUCUCAGGUUUGGCUCCCGCAUGAUGCCGUUGGCAUCGAUUCUGCUUUUGUUCGUCACCGUCGAAAAUGUCUGCUCUUCCUGGAACUCUGAGGAGCUUGCUUUGUAUGAUUUGGUGGAAGAAGUCAAUACGAAUUUCUACGAUCUGUUCGGCAUCAGUAAGGAGGCAACACUUGGAGAAAUCAAGAAAGCGUAUCGACGCCUCAGUCUCGAAUGGCAUCCGGAUAGGAACUCAGCAGAGGAAGCUACUCAGAAGUUCAGGCAGAUAGUCUCCAUAUACGAGGUUUUGAAGUCGAACGAGUUAAGAGAGAAGUACAACAAUGUUUUGGAGUUCGGCUUGCCCGAUUGGCGACAGCCUAUCUACUACUACAGGAAAAUGCGUAAGCUGGCUUGGUACGAAGCCGUCAUUGUUCUGAUUGCUGUCUCUACUAUUGCUCAUUAUCUGAUGAUGUGGGCUGCUUAUUAUGAGAAGUAUUUAGUGUUGAAGCAGAGCUUGAAAAAAUCGCGAAAGCGUGAAAAGAAAGGUGAAAGCGAAGGUAAUGUAACACAGUUGCACGAAGCUCUAGAAGUGUUCCGACCAAGAUUCCGUGAUUUGUUACCAUUCCUAAUGGCAAAGGCUUCCUGGAAUCUUCUGAAGUUUGCAAACUUUGUUGCGCAAGAACAGCUGAAACCGAAGGAGCCAGAAGAAGAGGAGGAGGUCCACGCGCCGCACAGACCGCCACCUGCUCCCCGUCAGCCAGAAUUCACCUACGAAGUGGCUACAGACCUCAAAGCAGUCAGCACCAGCAGCCCGGAAGUGUUGGCGAAGUACGAAAGUGAAGCUGAAGAGGCGCAAAGAAAACAAAGUGGAGCUCCCUGGUCAUGUGAAGAACUUUAUCAAUUGGUACGUCUUAGCACAGAAAAGUUCCCUCCAGUUUGUGGAUUGUUUUGGGCACACCGAAUCGUUGGGAAUGUAUGGCUCGUGCGCUAAACCGAACUGCUCAGGAUGUGACUGUGAUGGCCGGGAAGUUGAAACACAUGAAACAGGAAGAAUACGAAAAGCUUGCUAUGGGUCAACAAACCACUGCUGACAUCGAUGUAAGAAGCGGUAAGACCGCGGGCACUGGCACAAUCACUGAGUCGUUACCGGUGAGUCAUCAGGAUUGGACGCAGGUUGAACAGAAAGAGCUUGAAAGCGCGCUGCAACAAUAUCCCAAAGGUUGCGAGGACAGGUGGGACAAAAUUGCGGCUGCAGUACCUACAAAGACGAAAGAACAAUGCCAACAACGAUUGAAAGAAUUAGUUGAGCUUGUCAGGCGGAAAAAGGCAGCCAAAACCUAGAAAGUUUUUUUUUCUUAAGCAUCUUGUGUGCUGCUCAAUGUCGUGUAUUCUUGCCUUUACAUCUUCAUGGGG